Molecule: messenger RNA, 2277 nt
Organism: Brassica napus (rape)
Lineage: Eukaryota; Viridiplantae; Streptophyta; Magnoliopsida; Brassicales; Brassicaceae
Product: tyrosyl-DNA phosphodiesterase 1
Exons: 14
Coding region: 243-2084 (613 amino acids)
Biological process (GO): double-strand break repair; single strand break repair
Cellular component (GO): nucleus
Molecular function (GO): 3'-tyrosyl-DNA phosphodiesterase activity; protein binding; double-stranded DNA binding
Source: RefSeq, a predicted model, not a curated record
AAUUCUAUUGCUGAAGCUGUGGUGGUGAGAUUGUUGCCGCCGGCGUAGAAAAAUCGUUACUUACCGUUACGCUAGAGAUCAUAAAUUUCUUCUUUUAAUCGUUUUGUUAUGAUUUGGGCCAACUUAGAGAAGAUCGAGAGAGCUUUUAUAGGGUCCCCCAAAACGCUGCGUUUUACUUCUUCUUCUUCCUCUAUACGCUUCACUGCAAAAACCAAACUCAGACACUCUCGAAGCUCUCCUUAAUGGCAUCCUCUCAGGUAGCGUAUCUGAUUCCACUGAAACCAGACCUAAAGGAAGACAAUUCCUCCCCGAGGAUAACCUUAUCCGAAGGCCCAAACACCAUCGGACGCCUCAACGUCUCAACCACCGAUAAGCGCCUCAGCCGCAAACACAUCACAAUCACCCCUUCCGCCUCCGGCUCAGCCUCCUUAUCCGUGGAAGGAACGAACCCUGUGGUUGUUAGAUCUUCCGGAGAGAGGAAGAAAGUAAAUCCACGUGGAGAGGUUUCGUUAGUUAACGAUGAUCUUAUCGAAUUGAUCCCUGGUCAUCAUUUCUUCAAGCUCGUGUUGUUGCCACGAGAGAGUGAGAGAGGAAGCUAUGAGAGAGCUGCUAAGAAAGCUCGAAAGGAAGGAGAUGAUGUGGAGGCGAUUAGAAGUUUUUGUCCAGAUAGUGAGAAGCUACCUUCAACGUUUCGGCUUUUGAGUGUUGAUGGUUUGCCUGAUUGGGCUAACACCUCUUGUGUUUCCAUUAAUGAUGUCGUUGAGGGAGAUGUUGUUGCUGCAAUUUUAUCGAAUUAUAUGGUUGAUCUAGACUGGUUGUUGUCAGCUUGCCCGAAACUGGUGAACAUUCCUCAGGUUAUGGUCGUUCAUGGAGAAGGUGAUGGUAGGCAAGAGUACAUUCAGAGGAAGAAGCCAGCGAAUUGGAUUCUUCAUAAGCCACGUUUACCUAUUUCGUUUGGGACACAUCACUCCAAGGCUAUCUUCCUCGUCUAUCCUCGAGGAGUCAGAGUUGUGGUACACACAGCGAAUCUGAUCCAUGUUGAUUGGAACAACAAAAGCCAAGGUUUGUGGAUGCAAGAUUUCCCUUGGAAAAGUGAUGAUGAUAACAUAGAUACACCUAAAGUUUGCGGAUUCGAAGAUGAUCUUGUCGAUUACCUCGCUGUGCUCAAAUGGCCUGAGUUUACUGCAUGCUUACCUGGUCGUGGUAAUGUCAAGAUCAAUGCAGCCUUCUUCAGAAAGUUUGAUUAUUCCAGUGCUACGGUUAGACUAAUUGCAUCAGUCCCUGGGUACCACACUGGUUCCAACAUGAGAAAAUGGGGACACAUGAAGCUACGGACGAUUCUUCAAGAAUGCGUUUUUGAUAGAGAGUUCCGCAGAUCCCCAUUAGUUUAUCAGUUUUCUUCACUCGGUUCUUUGGACGAGAAGUGGUUAGCUGAGUUUGGAGCUUCUUUGUCUUCUGGUAUAACAGAGGACAGAACUCCUCUCGGUCAUGGGGAUCCAUUGAUAAUAUGGCCUACAGUAGAAGACGUCAGGUGUUCUCUAGAGGGUUAUGCUGCUGGCAAUGCAAUUCCGAGCCCAUUGAAGAACGUGGAGAAACCAUUCUUGAAAAAGUAUUGGGCAAAAUGGAAAGCGGAUCAUAGUGCUCGCAGUCGUGCAAUGCCACAUAUAAAGACAUUCACACGUUACAGCGACCAGAAGAUUGCAUGGUUCUUGCUAACCUCAUCGAAUCUUAGCAAAGCGGCGUGGGGAGCACUUCAGAAAAACAACUCCCAGUUGAUGAUCCGUUCCUAUGAGUUGGGCGUCUUGUUCUUACCCUCUCCAGUAAAAACACAAGCUUGUAAUUUUUCAUGCACCGACAACAACUCGAGUACUAAGAAGGUGAAACAAGAGACGAAAGGUGAGGUGGAGAAGAGGAGUAAGCUAGUGACAAUGACAUGGCAAGGAGACAGAGAUUCGCCUGAGAUUAUCUCACUCCCAGUUCCUUAUCAACUUCCUCCUAAGCCUUACUCAUCUGAAGAUGUUCCAUGGUCAUGGGACCGAGGGUACUCGAAGAAGGAUGUGUAUGGACAAGUCUGGCCAAGAUAGUUGUCGUUUUAGCUAAUUAUGUUAUGACUUGAAACUGAGAGAGUGGCUUUGCAGGUUUUACUACCAUGACGUUUUAGAAUUAGGCAUGCAAAUUUAAAAAAAAUCAACGUUUUACUUUUUUUUUCUUAACAAAACAUUAAUAUAUUCUUACUAAAAUAACAUGAUUAACCUAAAGUGAGAGAAAUUGGAGACA